Drosophila serrata is the source of this 4989-nucleotide messenger RNA. It is a transcript of the gene ptc, whose product is annotated as protein patched. Gene Ontology annotation, biological process: negative regulation of smoothened signaling pathway. The record is from RefSeq and is a predicted model, not a curated record. NCBI's taxonomy places the organism in Eukaryota, Metazoa, Arthropoda, Insecta, Diptera, Drosophilidae. Gene Ontology annotation, cellular component: plasma membrane. Gene Ontology annotation, molecular function: hedgehog receptor activity; hedgehog family protein binding; smoothened binding.
CGAAACGGUUGUGAGUGCGGAGCGAGACCACUGUAUCUGUCGGUGCACCACUGUGUGUGGUAUAACAACAAAGAUAAAUAGCGCAGAACUCGUGCUAGAGCCAAGGAGGAAGAUAUUCUAACUCAGCCGGAGUUUUUGUGGAUUACAAGCCGAAAAAUCCGGCCACUGUGAGUUCGAUUUAGUGUGUGUGCGUGUUAAGUGUUAAGAAGAAGCAGUCGCAAAGAGCGCGGCAAGCAAGAGAGUACGAGCGAGAGCAAAACGACAACGAAAAGAAAACGUGAGCACGUUUUCCAUGUGUGUGAAUGAUGUGUGAAAAUUCUGUCGAAUUCCCCAACAAAUUGUGCCCGCAGCCGCCGAGAUAAACCCCGAAAACCCGAAAGAAAAGCGCGUCUAUUUCAACGAGAAAAAAUCUUUCGAAUUAAAAAAAGCGAAGCCCAGCAAUCACAACAAAAAACCCAAACAACAACAGCAAAGAGCGCUCAAAAGAUACACAGCGUGCGAGAGCGAGCGAACGAGCGAGAAGAAGCAGCAGCAGGCAAAAGAGAGCGAAAAAAUGCAGAGUUCAGUGCACAAAAUGCAUUUAAACAAAACAAAAAUUCAAGGCAGCAAUUGAAACUCAUCGAACUAUAAGUCCCAACUGCCUCGCCGAGGCACUGCACAAAAGUAUCUGCUCCACAAAAAAGUAUCUGCCCAGAUUCCAUCCGGAAUCCGCAUCCACAUCCGUGCAUCUGCAUCCGAGGCCAGCGAAGAUAGCGCUAAAUAAUGGACCGCGACAGCCUCCCACGCGUCCCGGACACACACGGCGAUGUGGUCGAUGAGAAACUAUUCUCGGAUCUCUACAUACGCACCAGCUGGGUGGACGCCCAAGUGGCGCUCGACCAGAUCGAUAAGGGCAAGGCGCGUGGCAGCCGGACAGCGAUCUAUCUGCGAUCAGUAUUCCAGUCCCACCUCGAAACCCUCGGCAGCUCCGUGCAGAAGCAUGCGGGCAAGGUGCUCUUCGUGGCAAUCCUGGUGCUGAGCACCUUCUGCGUUGGUCUGAAGAGCGCCCAGAUUCACUCCAAGGUUCACCAGCUGUGGAUCCAAGAGGGCGGACGCCUGGAGGCAGAGCUGGCCUACACACAGAAGACAAUCGGCGAGGAUGAGUCUGCCACACAUCAGCUGCUCAUACAGACGACGCAUGAUCCCAAUGCCUCGGUUCUGCAUCCCCAGGCGCUACUGGCGCAUCUCGAUGUCCUGGUCAAGGCCACCGCCGUCAAGGUGCAUCUGUAUGACACGGAAUGGGGAUUGCGUGACAUGUGCAACAAGCCCAGUGCGCCAUCCUUCGAGGGCACCUACUACGUCGAGCAGAUCCUGCGUCAUCUCAUACCUUGCUCGAUUAUCACACCGCUGGAUUGCUUCUGGGAGGGCAGUCAGCUUCUGGGACCGGAAUCAGCAGUUGUUAUACCUGGCAUUGAACAAAGACUGCUGUGGACCACACUGAAUCCCAGCUCGGUGAUGCAAUACAUGAAACAGAAACUCAGCUUCGACUUUGAGACCGUCGAACAGUACAUGAAGCGGGCGGCCAUUGGCAGUGGUUACAUGGAGAAACCCUGCCUCAAUCCACAGAACCCCAAUUGUCCCAAUACGGCGCCCAAUAAGAACAGCAGCCAGCCACCGGAUGUGGGUGCCAUCCUCUCAGGUGGCUGCUACGGCUAUGCGGCCAAGUACAUGCACUGGCCGGAGGAGCUAAUUGUGGGUGGAGCAAAGCGGAACCGCAGCGGACACUUGAGGAAGGCCCAGGCCCUGCAGACGGUGGUGCAACUGAUGACAGAGAAGGAGAUGUACGAUCAGUGGUAUGACAACUACAAGGUACAUCAUCUGGGAUGGACCCAGGAGAAGGCCGCCGAGGUGCUCAAUGCCUGGCAGCGCAACUUCUCACGGGAAGUGGAGCAGCUACUCCGCAAGCAGUCAAGGAUUUCGGCCAACUACGACAUCUAUGUGUUCAGCUCGGCGGCUUUGGAUGACAUCCUGGCCAAGUUCUCGCAUCCCAGCGCCUUGUCCAUUGUGAUUGGAGUGGCAGUCACUGUGCUAUAUGCCUUUUGCACUCUCCUCCGCUGGCGGGAUCCCGUCCGGGGACAGAGCAGUGUCGGUGUGGCCGGUGUCCUGCUCAUGUGCUUCAGCACGGCAGCGGGUCUGGGCUUGAGCGCCCUCCUGGGCAUCGUCUUCAAUGCGGCCAGCACUCAGGUGGUGCCUUUCUUGGCCCUGGGACUGGGCGUCGAUCACAUCUUUAUGCUGACGGCUGCCUAUGCAGAGAGCAAUCGACGGGAGCAGACCAAGCUGAUCCUGAAGAAAGUGGGUCCCAGCAUCCUCUUUGGUGCCUGCAGCACGGCGGGAUCCUUCUUUGCGGCUGCCUUCAUUCCGGUGCCUGCCCUCAAGGUCUUCUGCCUGCAGGCUGCCAUUGUCAUGUGCUCCAAUUUGGCGGCGGCUUUGCUGGUUUUUCCUGCCAUGAUAUCGCUGGAUUUGCGACGACGCACUGCCGGACGAGCGGACAUCUUUUGCUGCUGUUUUCCCGUUUGGAAAGAGCAGCCCAAGGUGGCACCUCCUCCUCAAGGUCUGGCCCUGAAUAACAACAAUGGCGGAAGAGGAACCAGGCAUCAUCCGAAGGGUUGUAACAACAACAGGGUGCCAUUGCCGGCACAGAAUCCCCUGCUGGAGCAGAGGACGCAGGCUGGAGGUCGGACGGUCGGAAGCAGCAACUCACUGGCCUCCUUUUCGCUGGCCAACUUUGCCUUCGAGCACUACACGCCCUUCCUCAUGCGCAGCUGGGUUAAGUUCCUGGCUGUGAUGGGCUUCCUGGCUGCCUUAAUCUCCAGUUUGUAUGCCUCCACCCGGCUGCAGGAUGGCCUGGAUAUCAUCGACCUGGUGCCCAAGAGCAGCAGUGAGCACAAGUUCCUGGAUGCCCAGACGCGACUCUUUGGAUUCUACAGCAUGUACGCGGUGACCCAGGGCAACUUUGAGUAUCCCACGCAACAGCAGUUGCUAAGGGAUUACCAUGACUCCUUCGUCCGAGUGCCACAUGUGAUCAAGAACGAUAAUGGUGGAUUACCAGACUUUUGGCUUCUACUCUUCCGGGAAUGGCUGACCAAUUUGCAAAACACCUUUGAUGAGGAGAUUCGAGAUGGAAGGCUGACCAAGGAGUGCUGGUUUCCCAAUGCCAGCAGUGAUGCCAUUCUGGCCUACAAGCUCAUCGUGCAGACGGGACACGUGGACAAUCCAGUGGAUAAGGAUUUGGUGGUCACAAACCGACUGGUCAACUCCGAUGGCAUCAUUAAUCCCAAGGCAUUCUACAACUAUCUCUCAGCAUGGGCCACCAAUGAUGUCUUUGCUUAUGGAGCUUCUCAGGGUAAACUCUAUCCCGAACCUCGACAGUAUUUCCAUCAGCCCGCCGAAUACGACCUGAAAAUACCCAAGAGCCUGCCCUUGGUCUAUGCCCAGAUGCCAUUUUACCUGCACGGACUGACGGAUACCUCGCAAAUCAAGACUUUGAUUGGACACAUUCGGGAUCUGAGCGUCAAGUUCGAGGGCUUCGGACUGCCCAACUAUCCCUCGGGAAUUCCUUUCAUCUUCUGGGAGCAGUACAUGACCCUGCGAUCAUCCUUGGCCAUGAUCCUGGCCUGCGUUUUCCUAGCUGCUUUGGUAUUGGUCUCCCUGCUGCUGCUCUCCGUUUGGGCCGCCUUCCUGGUGAUCCUCAGUGUUCUGGCCUCACUGGCCCAGAUCUUUGGGGCCAUGACCUUGCUGGGCAUUAAGCUCUCGGCCAUACCCGCCGUCAUACUCAUCCUCAGCGUGGGCAUGAUGCUGUGCUUCAAUGUGCUGAUAUCACUGGGCUUCAUGACCUCCGUGGGCAAUCGUCAGCGUCGAGUUCAGCUGAGCAUGCAAAUGUCCUUGGGCCCGCUGGUCCAUGGCAUGCUGACCUCUGGAGUGGCGGUCUUCAUGCUCUCCACAUCGCCAUUUGAGUUUGUGAUCCGGCACUUCUGUUGGCUGUUGCUCGUGGUGCUCUGCGUGGGUGCCUGCAACAGCCUGGUGGUGUUCCCCAUCCUGCUGAGCAUGCUCGGUCCGGAGGCGGAGCUAGUGCCGCUGGAGCAUCCCGAUCGGAUAUCCACACCCUCGCCGCUGCCGGUGAGGAGCAGCAAGCGUUCCGGCAAGUCCUAUGUGGUGCAGGGAUCUCGAUCAUCCCGAGGCAGCUGCAAGUCCCAUCACCACCACAACUACAAGGAUGUGAAUGAUCCAUCGCUGACCACAAUCACCGAGGAGCCGCAGUCCUGGAAGUCCAGCAAUUCGUCCAUUCAAAUGCCCAACGACUGGAAUGCACCGCUCCCCAACUAUGGUGGCUAUCAUGGUGGAGGCGGUGCGGGAGGCAGGGAUUCCCGACCCGCCUCCUAUGCGGCACCGCCACCCGCCUAUCACAAGGCAGCCGCCCAGCAUCCGCAUCCCCACCCGCACCCCCAGCAGCAGCAGCAGCAGCAUCAGCAUCAGCAUCAGCAUCAACAGCCACCGCCUCCGUUUCCGGCGGCGACGGUAUAUCCGCCGGAACUGCAGAGCAUUGUGGUGCAGCCGGAGGUGACGGUGGAGACGACGCACUCGGACAGUAACACCACCAAGGUGACGGCCACGGCCAACAUCAAGGUGGAGCUGGUGACGCCCGGCCGGGCGGUGCGCAGCUAUAACUUUACGAGUUAGCACUAGCACUAGUUCCUGUAGCCAUUAGCCCGUUAGCUGUAAGCCUUAGUCCUAAGCCUUAACUCUAAAUGUAUCUGUAUCUGUAAUUGUAUCUGUAUCUAUAUAAUCGGUUUGUCCAGCAGGUCCGUGCGGGAUUGAAGUUUCAUGGAGUUGAUGGGAAAGUUGGAGGGAUACCAUUUCAAUUCUAUAAAAAUCUGUAAUUUAAUCAGAAUAUCAGCAUUUUGAGUUGUAAAAUUCAGUUUUAAAAUAUUUAAACAAGACGUGAGUUUAAUU